Molecule: messenger RNA, 468 nt
Organism: Aspergillus ruber CBS 135680
Lineage: Eukaryota; Fungi; Ascomycota; Eurotiomycetes; Eurotiales; Aspergillaceae
Product: transcriptional coactivator p15/PC4 family protein
Exons: 2
Coding region: 1-468 (155 amino acids)
Biological process (GO): positive regulation of transcription initiation by RNA polymerase II
Molecular function (GO): transcription coactivator activity; DNA binding
Source: RefSeq, a predicted model, not a curated record
AUGGCUUUCAAGUCCAGAAAGCGAGUAUCAACUGACGACCUUGUCGAUGACGGGGAUAACACAAAGAGGAUGAAAACUGAGAUGACAGAAAAUAAUGCUGCGCCUGAUUCUCCCAAAAUUGAUUCUAACGGGGAUCCGUACUGGGAGAUAUCCAAAAUGCGUCGCGUCACCAUAUCCACAUUUCGAGGGAAAACAAUGGUCAACAUUAGAGAAUACUAUGAAAAAGAUGGCCAAGAGUUCCCAGGAAAGAAGGGCAUCUCCAUGCCGAUGGACCAAUAUGCAGCAUUCGUCAAUUUACUUCCAGAUAUUGAAGCUUUGCUCAGGAAGAAUGGACAGUCAGUUCCGCGCCCGAACUAUGACAAUACAGCUGGUCAAUCUGAUGGAUGUGAUGAUGAGGAUCAGGGCGAGCCUGAUGAUGAUUCUGAGAAGGGCAAUGAGGCUACAAGCGAUGAAGGGGAAGAGGAAUGA